AUGUAUCGGCGGGGAACGGGGAAGACCGACAAGCCUCUGAAGAAGGAUGUUAGCGACAGCGACAAAUACGCCGACCUCUUGGUCUUUGGCUAUGCUUGCAAACUCUUUCGGGACGAUGAAAGGGCUCUGUACCACGACCAAGGAAAACAUCUUAUCCCAUGGAUGGGGGACAAGAGCAUCAUGAUUGAUAGAUAUGAUGGCCGUGGUCAUUUACACGACCUCUCAGAGUAUGACAGCGGGUCAUGGAACACCUCUUAUCAGCUGUCCGAGGAAGAGGCCAGGAUUGAAGCGUUAUGUGAUGAGGAGCGGUACCUGGCCCUUCACGCGGACCUGCUAGAAGAGGAGGCUAGACAAGAGGAGGAGUAUAAGCGCCUGAGCGAAGCAUUGGCAGAUGAAGGAACCUACAAUUCGGUGGGCUUCAAAUACAGCGCUGACUACUAUGACCCCUCCCAGCCCACAGAGGAGGAAGAUGCCAACAGGGCAGCGGAAGAAGCUGAGGCAGAAGAGGGUGAAGAACCAUUUGUUGCACCCCCAGGACUGGACAUCCCUCCUGACGUGGAACUACCUGCAACUGUCAAGACCCACGCCAUCAUUGAGAGGACGGCAAACUUUGUGUGUCAGCAGGGCGCACAGUUUGAAAUCGUGCUGAAAGCCAAGCAGGCCAAUAACUCCCAGUUUGACUUCCUCCGCUUUGACCAUUACCUCAACCCCUAUUACAAGCACAUCCUGCGGGCCAUGAAGGAAGGUCGAUAUAACCUCCCCUCCGCUAAACAGUCCGACCAACCAGAAGAUUCCAAUUCAGAGGACUCUGAUGAUGAUGGUGAUGGUAGUUACCUUCAUCCCAGCCUAUUUGCCCCCAAGAGAGAGCCUUCUCGUCUGCAGGAGCUCAUCAAGCCAUUGCAAGUGAUGGACCCAGACCACCCACUUGCCGCCCUUGUUCGGAAGGCAAAGCAGGAACAAAAUGGGACCGCAGCAGAGGAGCCCAAACCUGAGGAAGUCGUGGAGACGGCACCAGCUGCCCCACCUACCCAGUACAGUUCAGAGCCGGUGUACUAUGGCUACUACAUGCUUCCGGAUGGUACGUUCUGUUUAGCUCCGCCUCCACCAGGCAUUGAUGCCGCAGCCUAUUACAGCAACAUGCCGACCCCCGCCCUGCCUCCGCCCUGCACCCCUGCCCUGCCUCAUAUGAACCCCAGCCCAGCGCAGACCCUAACCCCUCCCGGAGUGAGCCCUGUGCAGAUCCCACCAACUGUUACUCCACCGGCCAGUCUACAAGAACCCAGUUCAAAACUUGAAGGUUCGUUGUCCACUCCAGCCAUCACCCCCCCGCCCCCAGACACUCAGCCUGUUAUAGACAAACUGGCCGAGUACGUUGCCAGAAACGGAUUGAAGUUUGAGUCAAGCGUUCGAGCCAAGAAUGAUCCGCGGUUUGAUUUUCUGCUGCCUUGGCAUCAGUACAACACCUACUACGAGUUCAAGAAGAAAUACUUCAUGCAGAAAGAAGGGAAAAACCUACCAGAGACGAGCCCAGAAGACGCCAGCGAUAAGCUUCAGGCAGACGAGUCCCUUCAGGAUUCUAAGAUGAACAAAGCCUCGUUUGCACCCAUCAGCUUUGCAAUCAAAGUCAAAGAAAAUGACAUGCUUCUUUUGGAGAAAAACAGAGUGCGGCUUGACGAUGACUCCGAUGAAGAAAAGUUGGAAACGGAAGAAGACGUUUCAGAAGUCGCAAUUGCUGUACCAGAGCUGAUACAGAGGGAAGUGCUUCCUCCUAUUGCACUGGAAGAAAAGAAGCCCACUUUGAGUUUAGAAGAGCUUGAGGCUAAACAAGCCAAGCACAAACUGGAGGACCGUCUGGCUGCAGCCGCCAGAGAGAAACUGGCCCAGGCAUCCAAAGAGUCUAAGGAGAAGCAACUCCAGGCAGAGCGGAAGAGGAAGGCAGCACUCUUCCUUCAGACUCUGAGAGGACCAGAGACUGGAGAGCCAGAGGCCAAGAGAGCUGAACUAGAUGCAGUUGCACAAUAUGAGAUGCAAGAAGCUCUCAGCGCUCUGUCAGACCUGUCUUCAGUGGCUCCGGUUUACGUCCUAGAUCAGAGGCCCCCCACCUCGCGCCGCCGCAACAGAGAUGAGCCAGCGUUCUCUUCUCACUCCAGAGACAGGGAGCGCAACAAAGGAAAGAAGAAAAAGAAACACAAAAAAAGGUCCAGAUCACGGUCUCGCUCCAACUCCAGAUCUAGGUCUCACUCCAAGUCCAAACACUCUCUCCCCAGUGCCUACAGGAGAGGGCACAGGUCCAGAUCGCGGUCAUACUCCCCGGGGAGGAGGAGCCGGAGGGGGGCGUCAUCAGAGCGAAGGUAUGAGGAGCGAGAUCACCAGCACCAUCACCGCAGCAGCAGCUCAGCUCCGCGGGGCCUCUCAGAGUCUAGAUCUCCGUCUGAAAAAAGCAGCAGUACUUUAUUAGGCCUUGUCCAAGCUGCUGGGUCAUCGCUGUCGCCGUACGCUUCCCCUAGAGGAGCAUCACCAGCCUCCAGCCUGGGAAACUCUAGGGACGGCUCGCAGGAGAAAGACAAGCCUGUGCCCUCCACCGCAGUAUCGUCCGUGCAGUCCAAAAUAACUCAGGACCUGAUGGCCAAAGUGCGAGCUAUGUUAGCCACCUCAAAGACCUUCCAGCCUCCAUCCUCCUGA
Molecule: messenger RNA, 2682 nt
Organism: Knipowitschia caucasica
Lineage: Eukaryota; Metazoa; Chordata; Actinopteri; Gobiiformes; Gobiidae
Source: the annotation of a GenBank genome assembly